AACAGCUGUGGACAAAUGGAAAGAAGAGGCAUAAAAUACGUAACAACAUUUAAUUUUUGCAAUAUGCCAAUUCCACGAAUUCUCCGCCCAACAUACCGAUCUCUGGCUUCCUUCACUGCCAAGCGCACGGCGGUCACAAGUCAAGCAAGCCAGGUACGGAUUGUGGAGGUGGGUCCCCGGGAUGGACUCCAAAAUGAAGCCAAGCUGCUGCCAGCCGCAACGAAAAUCGAGCUGAUCGAUCGCCUGUCCGCAACCGGCCUGUCCACCAUUGAAGCAACAAGUUUCGUGAGUGCGAAGUGGGUUCCACAGAUGGGAGACAAUGCAGAGGUAUUUCGUGGCAUACGCAAAGUGCCGGGGAUCAGCUACCCCGUACUCACGCCCAAUCUCAAAGGGUUCGAGAGCGCACUGGCAGCGGGCGCCAAAGAGGUGGCCGUCUUUGGAGCUGCUUCCGAUGCAUUUUCCCUGAAAAAUGUCAACUGCACAGCCGCCGAGGCAAUCGAGCGAUUCAGGCCCGUUCUGAAAGCAGCCCAAAAGCAUGGAGUGCGUGUUCGCGGCUAUGUAUCCACAAUAGUCGGCUGCCCCUACGAGGGUGCCGUUGCCCCCAGUGCUGUGGUCAGAGUAGUCGAAGCUCUGCAUGAAAUGGGCUGCUACGAGAUCUCCUUGGGCGACACCAUUGGCGUGGGCACACCCGGCAGCAUGCGUCGAAUGCUGGACGAGGUAACACGAGCGGUGCCCGCGGAGAAUCUGGCUGUGCAUUGCCACGACACCUAUGGCCAGGCUCUGUCCAAUAUCUUGGCCUCGCUGGAAUACGGCAUACGCGUGGUGGACUCCUCGGUUUCGGGUCUGGGUGGAUGCCCCUAUGCCCGCGGAGCAUCUGGCAAUGCGGCCACCGAGGAUGUGGUCUACAUGUUGCAUGGCCUGGGCCUCAAUACAGGCGUCAAUCUCGACAAACUCAUUCAAGUUGGGCGCUACAUCUGCGCGGAGCUGGGCCGCCCCUCAGAGUCCAAGGUAAAUCGCGCCUGGAAGGGUGGUGCUGCAGUCAAUCAGUAGUUAUGUUGAUCUGGGUCUCCAGAAACGGCAAACGAUGGCAUUUACUAGAAAUAGUUAUACAAUACAUUUAUUUUUGAUGCAA
This is a messenger RNA of Drosophila obscura, 1132 nucleotides long. Its product is annotated as hydroxymethylglutaryl-CoA lyase, mitochondrial. The transcript has 2 exons. Lineage: Eukaryota; Metazoa; Arthropoda; Insecta; Diptera; Drosophilidae. The record is from RefSeq and is a predicted model, not a curated record. Gene Ontology annotation, molecular function: hydroxymethylglutaryl-CoA lyase activity. Gene Ontology annotation, biological process: L-leucine catabolic process; ketone body biosynthetic process. The coding region runs from base 16 to 1050 and encodes 344 amino acids.